This is a messenger RNA of Nomascus leucogenys (northern white-cheeked gibbon), 939 nucleotides long. RefSeq names its product olfactory receptor 7D4-like. Lineage: Eukaryota; Metazoa; Chordata; Mammalia; Primates; Hylobatidae. The record is from RefSeq and is a predicted model, not a curated record. Gene Ontology annotation, molecular function: olfactory receptor activity; G protein-coupled receptor activity. Gene Ontology annotation, biological process: G protein-coupled receptor signaling pathway. Gene Ontology annotation, cellular component: membrane.
AUGGACUUGGGAAAUGAAACAAGGAUUUCAGAAUUUUUACUCCUGGGAUUUUCCCAAGACCUAGAGGAUCAACGGAUGCUCUUUGCACUGUUUCUGUCCAUGUACCUGGUCACCAUGCUGGGGAACCUGCUCAUCAUCCUGGCCGUCAGCUCUGACUCCCACCUCCACACCCCCAUGUACUUCUUCCUCUCCAACCUGUCCUUAGCUGACAUCGGUUUCACCUCCACCACAGUCCCCAAGAUGCUGGUGAACAUCCAGGUGCAAAGCAAUGCCAUCAGCUAUGCAGGCUGCAUCACCCAGAUGUAUUUUUUCAUGGUUUUUGGAGGCAUGGACACAUUUCUCCUCACUGUGAUGGCCUAUGACCGGUAUGUGGCCAUCUGUCACCCCCUGUACUACCCUGUCAUCAUGAAACCUCGCCUCUGUGGCCUGCUGGUUCUUGUGUCCUGGUUCCUCAGCUUGUCAUACUCCCUGAUCCAGAGUCUGUUGAUGCUGCGGGUGUCCUUCUGCACCAGUUGGGUCAUUCAGCACUUUUACUGUGAGCUUGCUCAGGUCCUCACACUUGCCUGCUCAGACACACACAUCAAUUACAUCCUGCUCUACAUGGUGACCGGCCUUUUGGGCUUUGUGCCCUUCUCAGGGAUCCUUUUCUCCUACACCCAAAUUGUCUCCUCCAUCCUGAGAAUCUCGUCCACAGAUGGGAAACACAAAGCCUUUUCUACCUGUGGAUCUCAUCUGUCUGUGGUUUCUUUAUUCUAUGGGACAGGUCUUGGCGUGUAUCUUAGUUCCAAUGCAUCGUCCUCUUCCUGGCGGGGCAUGGUGGCCUCGGUCAUGUACACUGUGGUCACCCCCAUGCUGAACCCCUUCAUCUACUGCUUGCAGAACAGGGACAUCAAGAGGACCCUAGAGAGACUGUUUAGGAGAAAGCUGUAUGCUCAAUGA